AUGCGUAUCAGUAUCUUUCUGUUCCUGGCAGCUACUGUAGAUGCCGUGUUGAGUCCGAGCUCGAUAGACUCGGACAUCUCAAUCCUCAUUCAUAAUGAUCUCCUAGAAGGGAACAGUACCUUGGCUGGAUCAGGAGUUCUGCUUCUAGAUCCAAUGCCCUUACAAAAAGCCAUAUCCACCUGUCAUAGCCUUGGCGAGACUCUCAUCAUAUCAAACAGGGUGUCAGAUAUUAAGAAUGCUUUGAAAUAUCUCAAUUUCCAGGGAAAAUAUGGCACCAGCCAAAAUUAUUGGAUUUCUCCUGUUCAGAACGCCCCCUCGACCAUCAACGUUGAUGGAAAAGUCCAGAAAGCUUCUGCCAACACCUACUUGCCAGCCCUCUGUACUCAAAGUGCCCGGUACUCCAAUUCUGAAACUCAGGACACCAGCGCGAUUUGGCAGAUCUCUGUUCAUUCUAAUAAUGAAUAUCUCACAGGAUUUCGUGAUCGAGUGAGUUUCCGCUUCCUCGGAAUCCGAUUUGCUUCACAACCUAAGCGCUGGACGUAUUCAAAACUAUACGAAGGAUCUGGCAAAGAGGUUUCCGCCCUCGACUACGGAUCCGAAUGUCCACAGGGUUCCAGUGGAGCAGAGGACUGUUUCUUUUUAAACAUCUGGACGCCGUACCUUCCCAAAUCCACAAGCACAGCAAAAGAAAAUCUGAAGCCAGUCAUGUUUUGGAUCCACGGAGGUGCCUUUCAGACAGGAACAGGAAGUGAUCCUACUGUCGAUGGGGGAAAUUUAGCGUCAAGAGGUGAUGUCGUGGUAGUCACCAUAAACUACCGUCUCGGAAAUUUGGGAUUCCUGGCCCUGGAUGAUGGGAAUACAAAUGGGAAUUACGGAUUGGCGGAUCAGAUAAUUGCCCUUGAAUGGGUACAACAGAAUAUUCGAGAUUUCGGCGGUGACCCAGAGCGAGUGACUAUCUUUGGACAGUCUGCUGGCGCAGGGUCGGUUCGAGCGCUACUAGCCUCCCCAAAGUCGCGCGGAAAGUUUGCUAGUGCUGUCAUGUUAAGCAACCUUGGAGGUGUGGGAUAUGGAACAACGUACUCCGAGUACUACAGCAUCGCCGAGGAGAUGGAAAUCGUCGGGAAUGAUAUCCUGAGCCAAACAAAUUGCACAAAUGCCAGCUCCAGGAUCGACUGUCUACGAAAUCUCUCUGCUUUGGAGAUUAUUAAUCUCACUGCCAGUGCGAGGUACCUAGUCGUCGAUGGCGAAUACCUCCAAGCCCCAGAGCUAGGAUUAACGAAUCCCGAAACUACAGCCAACGUCCCAUUACUACUCGGUACAACAAGAGACGACGGAGCAGCAUUCAUAGCUUACCCAUCAGAGAACGAAACGCUGCAAAAAUUCCUCGAAGCAUCAGACCUCCCCUCAAACAUCCCUAGCUCAUUCUUCCCCAUCCCAUCAGGAGCAAAUCAUACACUCAACAUCUUCAAUACCUCCGCCCGAAUAUCCACAGACGGCGUGUUCCGCUGCAUCGACCAAGCAACUGCCUACGCAGGCGUACAAAACAAUAUUUUCCCCUCAAUAUUCUUCUACGAAUUCAACCGCACCUACCAAAUGCCAGGCUGGUCCCCGAAUCCCCCAUUAUGCCAAGCACCCAUCACAGCAGAAUUCCCGAACGGCGACCCAAGCAUGGAGUAUUUCAAAUGUCACUCCGGAGAGCUGUAUUAUGUUUUCGGCAAUAUCUUACGUGUGGGACUACCGCUACGAGAUGACUUCGACUUGCCAUUCGAGCAGUAUGUGCUUGAUUCGUGGGCGAGUUUUGCUCGCUCUGCGGACCCGACUCCUGAUUUGGGAUUUCUGAAGGCUAGGGGAUAUGUUAAUACAACUAAGGAGGUUGAGAGGACGGGGUCUUGGGAAAAGUUUCGGGAGGGGAGGUAUAUGUUGAGGAGGUUGCAGUGGCCAUCAGAAAUGGUUGAGUUGGAUGAGGUGCUUCAGUGUCAGGCUUUGAAUCUGUCGUUGAGCUACUAUACUACCUGA
Messenger RNA from Penicillium odoratum, 2016 nucleotides. RefSeq lists its product as uncharacterized. Gene Ontology annotation, molecular function: cholinesterase activity. The coding region runs from base 1 to 2016 and encodes 671 amino acids. Lineage: Eukaryota; Fungi; Ascomycota; Eurotiomycetes; Eurotiales; Aspergillaceae. The record is from RefSeq and is a predicted model, not a curated record. The transcript has 3 exons.